CUUUCAGUGAAGCAGGCUGUUUAAAUGUCCCAAUUUGUGCCCUCCGCGUCGAAAUAUCCACACCCAUGAUGCCAGAAGAUGUUCACACGGUGCUGACAAAAUAGUCGUUGUUACCUUCUAUUAUACGGCCAUCGCUAAGCAAACAGGGACAUGCACGGCCCAUGAUGUAAGCAGCCACCACUACAAUAGUUUUCCCCAAAACUGGCGAGCGUAGUACACUCCCGCUGUCCCACUUCAUACUGGCCACUGAUGGAAGCAUGACGAACAUAUUCCGUCGCUCUUGAACUUAUUGAAGUUACACAAUUUGAAGAAAUGCUACGUUUCAUACUCUUGACAUUUUUGUGCCAGUCUGUUGCAGAACAACCAAAUGUCUUAUUUCUGGUAGCAGACGACAUGCGCCCAGACAUUGAAGCAUUCGGCCAUGUUGACGGCAUUGUCCGUCCCAAGAUGCACACCCCUAAUUUGGACAAGUUAGCCGGAAGGAGCCUGCUGUUAAAAAAGGCCUAUGUCCAGCAAGCCUUGUGUGGACCAAGCAGGACAUCACUUCUGACCAGCAGACGACCGGACACAACUCGGGUGUACGACUGUAAAACGUACUGGAGAACCUCAGGCGGUAACUUUACCACUCUCCCGCAAUAUUUCAAGGACAAUGGAUACAGAACAGUUGGAAUCGGGAAAAUAUUUCAUGGCGGCAAAUCAUCAAAUCAUCAUGACCCCAUGUCCUGGUCGGAUCCUUAUUUGGACGCACCUGAUAAAUACAAGAAGGACAAGCUGUUGAUGAAUGCUGUAAGUCAAGGACGGUUGAACAAACAACCUCUACAAGAUACUUUGGUAGCGGACCAUGCCAUUGGUGUGUUACGUGAUGUUGCGUCUAAGGCCCAAACUGGUAAGCAGCCAUUUUUUCUUGCUGUUGGCUUCCGUAAGCCUCAUAUGCCGUGGACAUUUCCCGACAGAUUUCUGAAAUAUUACCCACUUGAGGACAUUCCGAUUCCGGAUAAUUAUUAUGCGUCAACUGAUAUGUCUAAGAUUGCAUGGCACACAUACAAAAACAUGGGAAGUUAUAAGGACGUCAAAGCCUACAAUCUGAAGAAGGUCGGAUCAUUCAAUUUCACGUUUCCUCCAAGGCUAACUCGACGCCUUCGUCAGGCAUAUUACAGUGCAGUCAGCGCCACAGACUUUGAGCUCGGGCGUGUUAUCAAUGAACUUGAUCGGCUAGGUCUAUCAAAGAAUACUAUCAUCUCCUUCUGGGGGGACCAUGGCUGGCAGCUCGGGGAACACGCUGAGUGGCAGAAACAGACUAAUUUUGACCUGUCGACUCAUGCGCCGAUGAUGCUUCGCAUACCAGGGAAAACAGACAGUGGGAUAGUGUCAGAGGAGCUGGUGGAGUUUGUUGACCUGUUUCCCACUCUUGUUGAUGCUGUGGGAAUUCCAAGGCUUAAUACAUGUCCCAAAAAUUCGAAUAAGGUUCGACUCUGUACUGAAGGUACUAGUUUUCUACCACUGGUCGACAAACCCAAGCAAGCGUUGAAGAAAGCCGUCUUUUCUCAGUAUCCUAGUGAAGGCCGUGGAUUGAUGGGCUACACAGUGACAACCAAGAGGUACAGGUACACAGAAUGGGUGCCGUUCGUUGGUAGACCCCGUAGACCAAAGUGGUGGAGUGUGAGGGCGGCGGAGCUGUAUGAUCAUCAGGUAGAUCCGGCGGAGAAUGUGCAGCAAGCUAACAAGCGUUCAAAGAAGAAUCUGCGGCAAAGUCUUAGAAGGCAGCUGCGAAAAGGAUGGCGGGCAACCACACCACAGUGAAGCAGAAUGCAGGCAUCCUACUUCUACAGGAGAACAUGACUUGAUGGAAUAUUGUCAUUUGCCAAAACGCCAGAAACCAUAGUCUGUUAAACCAUUCUCAAUAUAAAAAAUGAGUGUUUGGAUAUCAUUAAAACAGUUAAGUUUG
Haliotis rufescens (red abalone) is the source of this 1945-nucleotide messenger RNA. RefSeq names its product iduronate 2-sulfatase-like. The record is from RefSeq and is a predicted model, not a curated record. The transcript is spliced from 2 exons. Gene Ontology annotation, molecular function: iduronate-2-sulfatase activity. Lineage: Eukaryota; Metazoa; Mollusca; Gastropoda; Lepetellida; Haliotidae. The coding region runs from base 313 to 1800 and encodes 495 amino acids.